Messenger RNA from Lithohypha guttulata, 2283 nucleotides. RefSeq lists its product as uncharacterized. NCBI's taxonomy places the organism in Eukaryota, Fungi, Ascomycota, Eurotiomycetes, Chaetothyriales, Trichomeriaceae. The transcript has a single exon. The record is from RefSeq and is a predicted model, not a curated record. The coding region runs from base 1 to 2283 and encodes 760 amino acids. Gene Ontology annotation, cellular component: cytoplasm.
AUGGAGGUGGAUCCUCGAUUGCAGAUUUCAGGUCUUGCAGACUAUCGUUUCCAGUCUUCGUUGGCGCAGUACAGUCCUUACACUACGAAUAAUGGUGAACGAGGAUUGAUAGGAACAAGUCAACGGGCGUCCUCUCGAGAGCCUUCCCGCCAGCAAGCAAGCGGAUUUGGUCGGACCGGAUCGACUCACUAUCACUCGCCCGAUUCGAGAGCAGCAGUAGCACCAAAUACAAAGUCGAACACUGCUGGAUACUCGGGCACAGCUUCUCCACCAAUCCGAAGUCUCAUGAAUACUGGUAGAUCAUAUCCGACCCCAAGGUCAGAAUCGGAGAAAGUAUAUAUUAAGGACCCAACAGUGUUCGUACCUCCACAUGUCCAGGCGCCGCCAGUAUCAGAUCCACCAAGUCUCAGGGAAUGGCGCAAUAAACUCUUCAAUAUUGAAGAACCACUACUUCUAACGGCUGAGCAAUACCUUACCUAUUUUCCACACGUCGAUAACGUUUACUCACAUCGAAGCACACAAAAGUACAAGCGUAAACCCUUUGUCAGCCACUAUUGGGAUUGUCGACUGAAAGGCCGUCCCACGGGCACCCCCAUUAACAAGUCAAAGAAAGUGGAUGGAGACGGCAAAGAGCAGGAGAAGAAGAAGCGGAAACGAAAAGUAAGAGAACGCGACCUCUGCGAUGUAAAGAUCAAAGUCACCGAGUUCUUUGGGACCGAGGAAUUGGAGGCAUUACGCAAAUUAGGCCUCGAACCAGACACGAGCUCGAACAACCAAGAAGCCGGUACUGGUAAUUUGACCUUUAUCCUCGAUGGCAACCAGAAUGAAGGCAGCAACGAUAGCACAUUCGGCAUCCUGGAGCCCGCUCGGGACCAUCCGCCAAACCAUCCUGGAUAUAGUGGUAAGAAAUGGUACAUGGUCCAACGCGUUAAUGGAGGUGAUGGUGAGGAUGGUGAGGAAAGAGACCUAGAUCAUAAACACUCACUUGAAGAGAGCGAUAGGAUUAAGAAGAACAGUGUGCAACGUUGGCUUCUGUCAAAGAAGAAGGAGAACAAAAAGGCUGCGAAAGCUGGUAAGACAGGUGUCCACCUCGAAGAGGACGAGACAGCCAUAGCAUCGACUUCGGUGCCUACCUCAAGAUUCCAUGCCACAGGCUGUGCCCUACAAACUCUUUACAACCACACAGCACCCACUAACAAUGAGCUUACAUUCUAUGGUUCGUCGUUCUGCCCUUUUGCGCAACGAAUAUGGAUAGCUCUUGAGCUGAUAGGAGUGCCAUACCAGUACGUGGAAGUGACAGAACGCCACUGGUCUCAAGACCCGAAUGCACCUCCUGGUACACCCCCUAGAUUGGAUAUUCCUGAGCUUCAAACCUGCAAUCCGGAGGGCAAGAUACCAUGCCUGAAGCACAACAAUUUUGCAGUAUGGGAGAGUCUGGUCGUACUGGAAUACCUCGAAGACCUUGCCACGGGCCAAUCACUCUUUCAACCUGCAAUGGGAGAUCCACAACUCAAAGCCCAUUCUCGAUUGUGGGCGGAUUUCAUCAACCGUAGGAUACUUCCAAUAUUUUAUGCACUGCUUCUUCUGCCCGAUACAGAUGGACGGCCAAGCCGUACUGAGAAAGAAACUCCAGGAACGCCGAUUGUUAAUCUAGCUGGUCAGCAUGCCCACACGAACCCCAACGCCUCUCGCAACGGGAGCUACAACGACGAAUCCUACGGUAUGCCGAUACCACGACACUCGUACCUGAUGACUCGUCGCCAGUGUGAUUCUACAGCUCUGUCGGCAAGAGCAAUGACCCAGCCGUCGAAUCGUUCGCCCCAAUAUAACCUCAAACUCCAGACGCUCAUCACCACGUUACAUGCCUCAAUCACGACGCUUGUCAAUGCAUCCCAUCGAACGGGCCCCUUCUUCCUCGGCGCGACACUGUCAUAUGUGGACAUUAUCUUCGCCCCAUUUAUCAUCCGUCUUAGCCGAGUUCUUGCUUACUAUCGUGGCUUCCCCCGUCCAGAAGUAGGCACACGAUGGCAAGCAUGGUGUGACGCUAUAGAAAACGAUCCAAUAAUCCAGCGUACAGUUAGUGAGGAACAGACCUAUCGCGAUGCCUACGGUGGCUUAGAUAGUUUCCAGUACGAUAGCCUAGGUCGUGUCGACUAUAAUGAGGCUCGAAGUGCUGGUACGUAUUUUCCCGAGAUGUCCUAUGCAAGAAAGCUCGUUGAGUCAGAGAGCUUCGGGCUGGGUGGUGAUGUAUGGGGUCAGAUAGCUGGCGAAAAGGGCUGGUAA